Messenger RNA from Marchantia polymorpha subsp. ruderalis, 1771 nucleotides. The record is from the annotation of a GenBank genome assembly. Lineage: Eukaryota; Viridiplantae; Streptophyta; Marchantiopsida; Marchantiales; Marchantiaceae.
ACCUUUAAUCGAUCUAUCUUCAGAGCAGAGCCUGAGCAGAGAGAGAGAGAGAGAGAGUAGCAGCAGCAGAAGCAUAUGUAUGCGCUGAUACUGCAUCAGAGAGCAGAACUUCGAGAACUCCUCUAGAGAGCUUUCUUGUCUUGAGUCAGACAUCUAUCGAGAACGUCUCGUUUGAUUUCGUGCCGUUUUCCGAAGCAAUCGAUCGAGCGAUCGGUGAACACUGACGAAGGGAGGUUCCUUUAGUGCUAGCUACGAAGAGAAACGUGAAUUUGAAGGAAGUACAGUGCAGUGCCGUCGUCCAAAGAGUUGUAAAGAGCGUGUUAAAGAAAGUAUUUGUAUACACAGAAGAAUCCAGAGAACAGAGCAAUUUAGUCCGUGUCAUUUCUCAAGCAGUUGAUCAAGUAACAAUGGGUCUGUUAGAUAAGCUCUGGGACGAUGUUGUGGCUGGACCUCAGCCCGAGAAAGGUCUUGGAAAGCUGCGUCAAAAGCAGGCUGCUCUUCCCGAAGAUGACGAGGUCCAGAGGAUGAUGAAUCGUCGCCGCAGCGGAGAGUAUCAGAGUAAGGAACGAGAAGCUCGUCGUAUCACACAGAGCAUCUCCAUCAAGAAGCCCCCCAUGUUGCAAACUCAGCUUGACGGGGGCGAGUCUCCCCUUCCGUCACCCGGUGGUGUGGCGUCGAGCCCUCUAGCCUCUCCUGCCACGAGGGAGAGGGAGAACAUCUGGCGGAGUGUCUUUCAUCCCGGUCAAAAUAAAGCACUCGACAGAAUGGGCUCCGCUAAGUUUGACAACGUGGCUUCGAGUCCCAAUUCGCCGACAGUCUAUGACUGGGUAGUCAUAUCUGCCUUGGACAAAUGAGGAGAAUGGAGCAUCGUGGCUCUGAGUCCGAGGCGACCAUUGUCCUCGAAUUGGGCAGUCUAGCUUUUUGUAGGAGCGCAUGUGCAUAGUACAGUCGAUAUCCAUGUGCGGCCCCCCCUUGUGAGCGGGGCGCAGUCGUUGCCUGGUUUUCAGUGAGUAUGGCGAGUAAUUUGGCCUAUCGUACGUGUGCUGCUCGCCAUGCUUGGUGCAGGCUUUACAGUGGGAACACUAAAUCCCAAUGGCGGUAAGCUGAUUCUUGUCCUGUGCGAGCGUCAUAGCGCCUGUUAGAACGUGAGAUAUUUUGCUCAAUUUGGAGUGUCAGCGGCUUCCGAAUUGAAGAGCAGCGCAGGGUGUAAAAUACAGAGGGGCCUGUAUGUUGGAGCCCUGGGAGGCGAAGAUGAAUUGCGACUUUUUUGCUGUCGUUGGAGAGAAAAUUUUGCUUCUUGUUCUUGACAUUACACACUGAGGAAGGAGGAGCGCGCAGGAGUAUCACUGUAAAUUUUAGAUAGAACGGCAGCAGUUGUAGCUCCUACGGGGGACUGUGGAUGGCCGACACUGUGGAUGAUGACGAAGUGAGGUGUAAGCUGCUUCGUAUUGUAUAGGUACAGUAGUACUGUAUAUUCAAACUGUAAUCGAACAUAAAUCUGAACGUAGUGUGCAUGGCCUUUGGCCGUCGUGUUCAAUACCGAUAAGGGUAGAAGCAGCUGCAGUGGAGCGUUGAUAGUUAGCUAUACACCAUGUCUGUAUGAUAGUAGCAAUCUUGACCGAUCGCCGUCAUGUUUGCCCGACUAGGGAAACUAUGUCCGUGAGCGAAGAGAAUGUGAGUUUUGUGUGAUAUCAUCCAUCGGUGUGAGUACCCGUGUUUCAUACCAAGACUUUAUAAAAAAAUCCCUGUUUGAAAUUGUAAACGACUGUGU